UAAAUUGAAUUUGAUUCAAAAGCAUUUUCUAAUUAAUUGGUAUCGGUGAUGGUAGAGUGGUACAUGGUUUGAUUCAGAGAUGGGCAUGGAGGAACAGGAGUUGGAGAAGAAGGUGGAGAUCGUCCUCAAAACUAUUGGUCCUGCACGCCCCUCUCGCCUCCUCCUUCCUUCCUCCAUCAAGGUGCGUGAUUUGAGGAGAUUAGUUGCUGGGAAUGUUAAUUUACCAAUUGAGAACUUGAGUCUUGUUCUGCGUGGAUGUGCUUUGUGUGACAUGAAAAAUGGAGAUGAAGUAUCUGUGCAACUCAAUGAUGGAGAUAGCUUGAUUGUUGCUGUUAAACCAAAGCCACCCGUGAAGGAUGAAUAUGACAAUGAUGAUGACGAUGAAGAUCUGAAGUUUCGGCUUCCUCACUCAUCAAGUCGGUGGAAGAAGUGGCUGUACACUUUUCUACACGAUAACUUGAAGCUUCCAGAUGUUGUUUUGAUGGUAAUUUUCACUCUGAGUCUGAAGGCGUGGCUUCUCAUAACUUUGUGGUUUAUCCUUGCUCCUGUCGCCCACAGAUGGGAUCUCGGACCUUUGUAUAUACUUGCAACUGGCUUUUGUCUCAUUCUCUUCAACCUUGGAAAGCGCCAAGCUGGUGACAUCAGUGCAUAUUCUAUCUUCAAUGAAGACUUCAGAGAGCUUCCAGGGACGCUUAACGCAGAUCGGCUUGAUAGAGAUAUAAGAGCAGGACAGUUUUGAGGCUUGCUGCACUCUUUCCGAUUUCCCCGACAUUGAUGUGAAGUCACAUGAUGUAUAUCUGCACAAUCACAAGGAGAUAAUUGACUAGCCAAAGAGUUAACAAGUACAGUACCCAUGAAAAUGACAAAGUUUUCCAUUAGACCUGUGUCCCUUCUGUGUAUAUAUCAUGUACGAUGUACUGAUACGAUUGAGAUGAACGUUUCAUUGUGGAUUAUUGGGUCUAUGUCUCUGCUACCGAGGCUCCUGUUUAUGAAUUUCAGAGUUCACACUUUCGGUGAAGCGGCCACCUUUGGGCCAUAUAUGCAGAGACUUGUCAGGAAUCAAAAAUUGAGACUGCUAUUUAAAUACUGUUAAGACUAUAGCUUUCAACUUUUUUUGUUAAUCUACAACUUUAGUUAAUCUGUAAUCUUUUGCUGAAAGUAAAGUUUUGUUAAGAA
This is a messenger RNA of Vigna unguiculata (cowpea), 1176 nucleotides long. Its product is annotated as ubiquitin family protein. The record is from RefSeq and is a predicted model, not a curated record. Gene Ontology annotation, molecular function: protein binding. Lineage: Eukaryota; Viridiplantae; Streptophyta; Magnoliopsida; Fabales; Fabaceae.